AUUAUAUCAAAUAUUAGUUCCAAAAAAAGCGGAAAAACUAAACCACCUUUAACAUCUAAAGAAUCGCAUCGACUUCAAUAGCGUGGGAAAACCUAAUUGAAAUCAAGAUGAGUGUGAUUCCAAAGGAAACAAUUGAAGUCAUUGCACAAACCAUUGGCAUCACCAAUUUAUCUUCCGAUGUUGCCCUCGCUCUCGCCCCCGAUCUCGAGUAUCGCAUUCGCGAAAUCAUGCAGGAGUCGAUAAAAUGCAUGCGCCAUUCUAUGAGAACUUUUCUUACUGCUGAUGAUGUUGAUACUGCUCUUGCAUUGAGAAAUUUAGAGCCGUUAUAUGGUUUCGCCUCUAAUGAUCCUCUGCGGUUCAAAAGAGCUGCUGGGCACAAGGAUUUGUUCUACAUUGAUGACAAGGAUGUGGAUAUUAAAGAUGUGGUUGAAGCAGCUUUACCGAAAGUGCCCCUUGAUACAUCAAUUACCAGUCAUUGGUUGGCUAUUGAAGGUGUGCAACCUGCAAUUCCUGAAAACGCUCCAGUUGAAGCUCCCUCUGAGAUAAGAAAAACUGAAUAUAAGGAAGACGCGCUUCCUGUUGAUGUCAAAUUACCUGUUAAACAUAUAAUAACGAUGGAACUUCAGCUUUACUAUGAAAAAAUAAUUGAACUUUGUUUAAAUAAGCCUGGCUCCAUAACUUUUAGACGAGCAUUGGUUACCUUGACAACUGACUCAGGACUCCAUCCUUUGGUUCCUUAUUUCACACGCUUUGUUGCUGAUGAGGUGUCACGGAGUUUAAAUAAUAUAAAUAUUUUAUUUUCCUUGAUGCGCCUUAUGCGGAGCCUUUUGCAAAAUCCUCACAUACACAUAGAACUUUAUUUACACCAAUUGAUGCCACCUAUCAUUACUUGCAUUGUUGCACAAACAAUUGGAAACAGACUGUCUGAUAAUCACUGGGAGCUUAGGGACUUCAGUGCUAAUCUUGUUGCUUUGAUAUGCAAAAGAUUUGGGCAUAUGUAUCACAAUCUUCAGCCACGUGUGACAAAGACGUUUCUUCAUUCUUUCUUGGACCCUACAAAAGCUUUACCUCAACACUAUGGUGCAAUUAAAGGAAUAGCAGCUCUUGGAUCAAGACUGGUUCGCUUGCUUAUACUUCCAAAUAUCGAGCCAUAUUUGCAUCUUCUUGAGCCAGAAAUGCAACUUGAGAAGCAAAAAAAUGAAAUCAAAAGGCAAGAGGCAUGGCAAGUCUACGGAGCCUUGCUGUGUGCAGUAGGUCAAACUAUGCAUGAAAAGGUCAAAACAUUCAGCAGUUUGCUUUCUCCUCCAAUUCGGGCUACUUCAAGAGGCGAUGGAAAAGGAAUGACUGUAAAAUCAAUUAAACAUAAAGCCAGCAGCGUCAAUCUAAUGCUGCAGCCGCAAUAUGCACGGAGGAAAAUGGCCGCAGAUGGUGGUCGCAGUGCGCUGGUACCAAUGAAUUCCAUGUCAGUCGACAACAUGCAAGGCUCAACAAGUGGAUUUUCCAACAUGAUGGGGGUUUCCAAUUCUAACAUUGCCAUGUCAUCAUCAUCGGUUCGUCAAUUAUCCAACGAAAACACUGCACGGAGAGAGGUUGAAGGUCAACAAUGGAAGGAAGCUUCCUCUUCUAUUCUAGCUCAGGCUUGGAAGGAUGAGAUAGAUGCAGGACAAUUGCUGCAACCAUUGUCUGAAUUAUUCGGAGAAAGUUUGUUCUCAUUUCUACCAACACAUGCAACCUCUGUGUUUUUGUAAAACAAAGCUGUAUUAUUUGUAUUUGUUUUGCAUGUGAAAGUGCAUGUAACUUGGUCACUGUUUCUGUGACUUGUGGCCGAAUAAAUUAGAAGCUAGUAUAGAAUAUUAUAAAUCUAUCUGUAUUUUAGUCUCUAUUAUCAUUCAAAAGUGUGGAUUUUUUGUUUGUUUUUGUCUUAGAUGAUUUAUUUAUAGCAUAGAUUGUAUCAUCUUUUGAUUAUAAUGUAAA
Cicer arietinum (chickpea) is the source of this 1974-nucleotide messenger RNA. RefSeq names its product transcription initiation factor TFIID subunit 6-like. The record is from RefSeq and is a predicted model, not a curated record. Gene Ontology annotation, molecular function: protein heterodimerization activity; RNA polymerase II general transcription initiation factor activity; transcription coactivator activity. Gene Ontology annotation, biological process: RNA polymerase II preinitiation complex assembly; transcription initiation at RNA polymerase II promoter. Gene Ontology annotation, cellular component: SAGA complex; SLIK (SAGA-like) complex; transcription factor TFIID complex. NCBI's taxonomy places the organism in Eukaryota, Viridiplantae, Streptophyta, Magnoliopsida, Fabales, Fabaceae.